AUGGUCUACAGAAGCGGACCAAGAUGGACCACUCUGCAGAGACUGGAAAAGCACCUCCCAAGUACUUUUGAACCUGAGGACAGCGACAAAAUGAGUUUCCACAGAUCUAAACGGACGCUCCGCAAUGGAUUUAGUCACCAUUCCAGCUUAUCUCUGGCCACCCUGGAGUGCCACGCACAGCUAGUUACAACUGGUGAAAGCUGUCAGACUAGGUCCAGCACCUUAAGGUGGGGCAAGUGUCAGAGGCUGCAACACAACAGCGCCUCUGUGAAGGACUGCUUGAGAGAAUGCGGCUUUGUGACCAACCUCCGCCAGACCCAGACACCCCUCCCUUCAAGGAAAUGUGCUCUGGAGUUGCCGACACAGUUCAUAGGUCAAAGAAACUGUGGAGUGCCUGUUUGCAUGGAGGACCAACAAUCCAGCUCUGUUACUAAGCCACAGCCUUCAGGGCAGGCUGAGGCAAACCAGCACACCUUUGACAGACAACCCAGACUGAAAUCCAACUGCAGUAGCAAUCAAGAACACUCCAGCGUUGACAGAAUUGAGCAGAAGUCAAUGGGACACAUGGUGGAAGAUGGGGAUGGGCCCAGGCCCACGCAUGAAGUUAUUUUCUCUACAGAAGUUCCACAGAACACCACCAGAGAACAAGGCCUGAGCGAAGAGGAAAGUUACGCUUUUAGUUCCAAGAAUUCACAGAGGAUUCUUCGGGACCAGAUUUGCAGAGUGGUUGUGAAUCUUGAGGAAGUUCUCCGGGGCUUGAAAGAAGUGCAUCUGGAGAUGAAAGAGGUGGUCCAACAGAUUGACCAGCUGACCUCCAACAUUGACCUAGGAGAGGAGGAUGCCAAAGAGUCUUGUGGCGGUUCCAGCUCCAGCAGGAGAGUGCUUACAGCAGAGGAGGCACUCAAGCAAACAGAUCCCAAGAUUCACCCAGGCAGAGACACCUCUGAGCCAUCUAACAGCCCCUCCCAUAUCCCUUCAACGGUGCCAAGGGCCAAGAAAAGGUUUCAGGCAUCUACCAAAGGCCAGCCUGGGGAGAAAAGCACUCCUCGUUUGCCUCCACCAGCGUACCCAACUGGACACUCUGGCACAAACAGUUUAGUGCGGAAAUCAAAUCAUGGAGUGACAGAAAGUAAGGGAUCCAAGCCAGAGGCUGCUAGAGGCCACAAGAGCCAGAAGCCACCUCCUUAUCCUUUUGGCAGCAAAGCUGAAAGGGCAAAUAAAGGGAAAGAUCCAGACCUGAAAUCUCCCCCUUACUCGAACAGGCGGAAACUGCUCUCCACCACUGUCUAAGGGGGCAGCUGCUUCGGGGCAGCCGGCUAGCGGAAGAUUACUCACCAGCUUUGGAAGAAGCCGGUAUCCAAGGUGAUGGGCACCGUUAAAUAGACUGAGAGAGACCGGAGAAGCUGAAGAAGAACUCACCAGGAACAAAGGACACCUAGACAGAAUCAGUAUGUAUGAUAUAUAUAAUGUUGAAAUACAAUCCUUAAAUGUACUCCACAUGGCAUUUUUGAGCAUAUAAGACCAGUCCUUGACUGGAAAGAAGUGCUAGAGGGGAAACUGGUGGUUUUGUUUUGGGGGAAAAAAGCUGAAAAUAGAUCCAACCAUCACAUGUUUUUAAGAUACCUUUGUAAAAAUGCACACAUUUUUCAAUACAAAAGAAAAGCCCAAGGAAAAUAUUAAUCUUUGAUAUCUGAUAUCUAGAUCACUUCAUGCUGUCCCUUAUACAUCAUCAGUCAUGUUUAUUGCAAGAUACAAUUUCUACAAGUCUCUGAUAAAAGUCUUUUAACAAUUUGUUGAGUUUUGCUUUAGAAGGUCUCUUCAUCUCUUUCUCUGGCUUGGUUUCCAUUGCUCAGAUGUCACAGGAGACAGGAGAUGUUCAGUGAUGGAGCUUCAUUCAAGAACUCUCCAGAGCUUCAGCUACCCAUCUUCUGUGUACAGUAGCAGAGUGGGAAUGUUGGGGUUCAAGCAAUCAGAGCUCAUCAUGGCGCGUCCGACCAAUGAGGGUCAGCUUUGAGAGUUCAGCACGGAAUUUACCGUCCUUGUGGGUCACUGAAAGAAACCACAAAACGUGAGAAACCAUAGAAAUGUGACUGCAGGUGCUACCCUGGUGUUAAUCGUACUGUGAGCCUGAAGUCAUGAAGAGGAGACAUAAGAAGGAGAGGUCUUACCUGUAGUAUCACCUACUGCGUACUCCUCAUCCUUUAGAGGAACAUCCUUCUGACCUCCAACAGCUGCCUGGGACUGAAAGAGAGAGACCGAGGGAAAGAAAAAACACUGAGAAAAAGAGAAAUGAUUGAUGCCAGAGAGCAAGAACACCACAAACACCUGAGAAAUCGAAUCGCAUCUGUUGAGUUUUUAUUUCUUUCAAGAAAUAAUAAAAAAAUAAAAAAAUAAAAAAAGGGGUCUGCCACAAAGAACAACACUACUGACUGCAAUGAUUUUGAUGAGGACAUGCUCUGCAAUACCUCCCAAGAGCCUGCAUGCUCUGAGCUUUUGAUCCGAGAUGACAAGAUUUUAUGAUUUAGAUUAAGUUUUGAUCUAGAGCCUCCAUCAAACAGACCGACUAUCGCACAGACAGGUUUAACACAUGCUGAUUUUACCAGUUAUGAUGUAUUUUAAAACUGAUGAUGUAUAUAAAGACUCUGGUUUAGGUAUUUUGCGCUGAUGCCAAUAUUCAAUAUUGUUCAUUUAAAGGUCUGUUGUGUUUUUGAACACAAACAGAAACUGAAACAUGUAACAUUUGCAAUAAAAAAGAAAAAUAUGUAUUUUUUUUCACAGUAGCUCAAAAUCACUUAUAUGCAAUAAAAGAGGAAUUUCCAACAA
Astyanax mexicanus (Mexican tetra) is the source of this 2823-nucleotide messenger RNA. RefSeq lists its product as uncharacterized. The coding region runs from base 1 to 1290 and encodes 429 amino acids. NCBI's taxonomy places the organism in Eukaryota, Metazoa, Chordata, Actinopteri, Characiformes, Acestrorhamphidae. Gene Ontology annotation, biological process: positive regulation of translation; positive regulation of cell size. The transcript has 3 exons. The record is from RefSeq and is a predicted model, not a curated record.